AAUACACCACAAAUGAGCAGAAACACGAAAGAGAGUGAAUUCAAAGGAACUCUGGUUUUUCGCACAAAACCGACGAGUUAGAGAGAAUGUGUUUUUAUCCUGGAGGCGAUCGGCGAGUAAGAACUAUUGUGAGCAAAGAGACAGUGCCACGAACGUAUUAAAGAGCGCGACCUAGUUCGCGACUCAGCCAGAUUUUGGUAACCUCGGUUUUCUGUUAUUCUGUCACUAACAAUUUUAAGACGUCGUGCUGCUACUAUGGCGACUGAACAGAACAACACGACCGGAUCUGGUGUUGUCGAUAUCAAUCGGCCCUUUCGCUCCCUGGGAGUCAACUUCCAGCGCUGGAGGCAGAAGAUGAUGUUCUAUCUAACGAUCAAAAAGUUGGCGCAUGGUCUCACCAACAUGCCGGUGGAAUUGAACGAGGAAGCAAAUGAUAUGGAGAGGGUUGCUGUCGCAAAAGUGAAGGAAGAGGACUUCUUGUGCAAGAAAUACAUCCUCAAUGGGAUGGCAGAUGAUCUCUACGACUACUACGCGGAUUAAAACAACACCGCGAUGAUGGUCUGGGAUACUCUCCAAAAGAAGUACGACACAAAGGAUGUUUGAGCCAAGAAGUAUGCUAUCAGCCGCUACCUGCGCUACCAGAUGGUGGACGACAAGUCUAUCGAGAUGCAAUCUCACAAACUUCAGAAACUAGCCCAUGAGAUCAUUUUUGAAGGUAUGCCUCUUGAUGAUCAAUUUCAAGUUGCUUGCAUAAUUGAUAAGCUGCUCCCUUCGUGGAAAGAUUUUAAGAAUGUUCUUAGGCAUAAAACUAAAAAAAUUUCACUAGAAAGUUUGAUUACUCGCCUAAGGAUAGAGGAAGAAGCUGGAAAACACGAUAUGAAAGAAGAGGUAUUGUUAAUCAGUGCUAGAUGGUCCACACCCAGAGCUCUGAAGCUAAAUCCAAAGGGGUUCAAGAAACAAAAGCAACAGGUCCGUCCCAACCAGAAUGGUGCCUCUCGAGGUAACCAAAGUGUCACGACCUAAUCCUCUAAGAAUGAUACACUGUUUAUCUGCUAUAACUGUGGUAAACCAGGUCAUAUGACAAAAAAGUGCAGGAACAAGCCUAACCAUGCUCCUGCCAGGGUUAACUUGACAGAAGUGGAUUUGGUGGCCACGAUCAACGACAUGAUCGCUGAAGUUAACCUUGCCGGUAACUCAAAAGGAUGGUGGCUGCAUACAGGAGCCUCGAAGCACGUAUGCAAUAAUUGUGCUAUGUUAAAGACGUACAAUGAGGCACCUGCUAAUAAAAAAGUGUUGCUAGGUACUGCCCACACCACUAUAGUUGCUGGUUUUGGGGAUGUGGAGCUAAGCUUUGCCUCUUAUAAGACGAUGAGCUUGAAGGACAUCUUGCACACUCUAGAGAUAAGGAAGAAUCUUGUUUCAGAUUAUCUUUUGAAUAAGGCUGGGUUCACUCAAACUAUUGGGGUAGACUUGUAUACCCAUACUAAGAAUGUGACUUUUGUGGGAAAGGGUUAUGCUUGUGAUGAGAUGUUCAAGUUGAAUGUUGAAAGCAAUAAGAUGAAUUCUUCAUUUUACAUGAUGUGUUAUUUUAAUGUUUGGCAUGCUCGUUUGUGUCAUGUGAACACACGAAUUAUGAAGAAUUUGAGCAACUUAGGAUACAUCCCUAAACACUUAUUGAAUGAAUUUGAUAAAUGUGA
Molecule: messenger RNA, 1697 nt
Organism: Linum trigynum
Lineage: Eukaryota; Viridiplantae; Streptophyta; Magnoliopsida; Malpighiales; Linaceae
Source: the annotation of a GenBank genome assembly